Molecule: messenger RNA, 7188 nt
Organism: Scatophagus argus
Lineage: Eukaryota; Metazoa; Chordata; Actinopteri; Scatophagidae
Product: synapsin-3-like
Exons: 14
Coding region: 222-1835 (537 amino acids)
Biological process (GO): neurotransmitter secretion
Cellular component (GO): synaptic vesicle; synaptic vesicle membrane
Molecular function (GO): ATP binding
Source: RefSeq, a predicted model, not a curated record
AGUGGGGGGCUUGGCUGGGAGGCAAAGGAGGACUGUGGACCUGAUCGCAGAAGAAGAAGAAGAAGAAGAAGAAGCAGGAGGAGGAGAAGAAGAAGCAGUACCACAAAAAGAGGAAGAAGAAGAAGAAGAGUCACCAUCCGACACUUUCUCAUCACUGACAACCGCUCAGGCAUUGUUCCCCCUCAUCUCCUCUGGCCUGACUGACCCACCAGCCCAUCACCAUGAACUACCUCCGCCGGCGCCUGUCAGACAGCAGCUUUGUGGCCAAUCUCCCCAAUGGCUACAUGAUGGAUCUGCAGAGGCCGACCCCUCCAGGUUCAUCCACUUCCUCUCCUGCCUCCCCAGCCACAGAGAGACGGCAGCCCCCGAGCCUCCCGAGUCAGGCUCAAAGCUCGGGCUCAGGAUCGACUUCGGGUUCGGCGUCGGGCCCAGGGAGCUUCCUCAGCUCCUUCUCCAGUGUGGUGAAGAGUGCUCAGAUGGCCCAGAAUGUCGCUGCUGCUGCACACGCCAAAUCAGCUGCAACAGCUGCUGAAGGCGCCUCAACAGGAGGCAGUCAGCCACCCAAACCUGUCAUACGCAAGCCUAAGAUCCUGCUGGUCAUCGAUGAUCAGCACACAGACUGGGCAAAGUAUUUUCGAGGGAAGAAGCUGAACGGAGAGUAUGAGAUCCGGGUGGAACAGGCGGAAUUCUCAGAGAUCAACCUGGCUUCGUAUGUUAACUCGGGAUGUAUGGUGGACAUGCAGGUCAACAAAGGUGGCACCAAAGUGGUCAGGUCCUUCAAGCCAGACUUCGUCCUGGUUCGCCAGCACGCCUACAGCAUGAUACCCGGUGAGGACUUCCGGAACCUUGUGAUUGGCCUUCAUUUUGGUGGUGUCCCAGGCAUCAACUCCCUCUUCUCCAUUUACAACUUCUGCAGCAAACCUUGGGUGUUUUCUCAGAUGAUUAAGCUCUACCACUCCCUCGGCCCUGAGAAAUUCCCCUUGAAUGAACAAACCUUCUAUCCUAACCACACGCAGAUGGUUACAGCCCCUUCCUACCCUGUGGUGGUCAAGAUGGGGCAUGCCCACGCUGGUAUGGGAAAGAUCAAAGUUGAAAACCAGCAAGACUUCCAAGACAUCAUCAGCGUGGUGGCUCUGGCUGGGACCUAUGCCACCACUGAGCCCUAUGUCCAAUCCAAGUAUGAUAUCCGCAUCCAGAAGAUCGGCAACAACUACAAGGCAUACAUGAGAACUUCUAUCUCUGGGAACUGGAAGGCUAACACAGGCUCUGCCAUGUUGGAACAGAUUGCAAUGACUGACAGAUAUCGGCUGUGGGUGGACUCUUGUGCCGAGAUGUUUGGCGGCCUAGACAUCUGUGCAGUGAAGGCCGUCCAUGGAAAAGACGGCAACGACUAUAUCAUCGAGGUGAUGGACAGCUCCAUGCCUCUGAUUGGUGAACACGUGGAGGAAGAUAAACAGCUCAUCACGGAGCUGGUCAUUAACAAGAUGGCCCUCAUACUGUUGGGAGUUUCCACACCUCAGCCUUCCUCUGUCAAGACAACACAGCCCAGACGAGGGGGACACCGCUCUGCUUCCGCAUCUCCGUCCCAGUCAGCCCAGGGUUCACCUCAGCGAGCCCGGUCAGCCACCACCUCUCCCAGCCAGGCCUUCCAGCCCGGUCCCAUCCCUGCCUCCUCCGGGCCUGGAGCUCAGAAACAGUCACCACAGCUGAACAAAUCCCAGUCGUUGACAAACACCUUCACAGAGACAUUGCGAGGAAACGUGACCGACGACGAGGCUAAAGCUGAGACCAUCCGCAGCCUCCGGCAGUCCUUCGCCAGCCUCUUCUCUGACUGAUAGCCUCCCCAGAAGCUUCCACUUCCUGUCAGUUGUCAGGUUUGAAAAAAAAAAAUCCUGACUGGUAUUUCUGUUGUGGAGUCUCCUUCCUCCUGAGAACCUCGGCUUCCUGUUCCUUCUCUUUCCUUCUGACUGUUCGUGACGUUUAACAACUCGUGCAGCCUGCUCUCCUCCAUUAAUUUUUCACUGGAAAGGCCAAUAGGUUUUGGUGUUCUUAUUCUUCAACAAAUGACUGAAGAUGUCAAAUUUUAAAACCUGAAUUAUUCCCAUUUGUUUCCCUAGAGGAGCUUUUGAGGGAUUUGGGGCAUAGGAUCAUACCAAACCUUAUUUACAUUUCUAUAACUUAACUUAUAACUCAGCUUGAUGAUCUCGUCUGUUUUCUCUUUGCUUUUCAUGACAGUUUAGAAGAAAUAUAGUAUACCAUAUACUGUAAGUUUCAUUUUGAUUUCCCCAACGUGCUAGUGCAGCUGUCUCCGAAUACCCAUAAUCCAGCACUGCUGUGAUCAUGUUAGAGGACUGAGACAUUAUGAGGAAUUUUGUUUCUGUAAUUUGGUGUGUUUAAAGUCAAAAAGCAACAAUAAAAAGGGUGUGUGAAUGCCACCUGAAGUUAGUUCAGCAGUUAGCUGGUGGCAGCUUGUCCUUUCUAGUGGUAAAUAAUGACAGCUCCUAAUGCUUGGUAUGUAGUCGUUAUUCUGCAUUCUGUUUGUUCAACGAAACUGUUCAUUACUGGGUCACAUCUGAUUUGUUUAUAUAUUCAUUUAUUUAUACAAUUAGUAUUAAUUUCUUUUCAUUACUUUAAUUGACUCAGCUUCCAAACUGUUUGCAGAUAUCUACGGCAAUAUCCUUACCUGAAACUGUUCCAGUUAACACAUGAGAAAUGUCCUGAAUCCUCAGGGUUCACCAGCGAUUUUGAGCAUCUUGCCAGCAGCCACAUUUCGCAGACAUCCAUGUAUCCAUGUAUUGGCUUUCAUAGUAACUCCUCUAUCUAACGUUACCAAAGUGCUUUUUAAUAAGAAACAGCAAAAGUCCUCCUCCCCCUGACACAAACACACACACACACACACACACACACUGCACUGGGUCAAGAAAACAAUCUAACAGCGAACCAACCAACCUUUGAGGUUGUGAUUUCACAAGAUGCAAAUGCUGUACUGGCUUAAAGCCAUCGUCUUCCAUCCAGAUCUUCCCCUUCUUUUUCUUAAUGUUUUGUGCUUUGUGAAUAGCACUGUGGUGUAUUUUCUGUGGGGGACUUGUAUCAUAACUACUACUGAUAUGUGUUUAAAGGAGAACAAGGAGGGUGUAAUAUUUUGAGACUUAAUGUGCUUAAAUUUCCACUGACAUAUCUUUUGUCUACUUAUUCUAUACAAUCAAUGUCAGCUGGGAUUGUAGGUAAUUUAUCAUAACUCUUUAUUUAGUUUUUGGUCCGGUGGUAACAUCUGCAGUGGUAGCAAAGCAGACAUCUUCUUCUUCACAGUUCAUCUUGCUUUGGUGCUGCAUGUAAAGUUUUGUGAAUGCUCUAAUUUCUUAAUAAUUUCCUCUGAUAUUUCCUUUACAGUGUAAUUUUAGCAGAAAUGUUAUCAGAAUUUGUUAGACUGUUUAUACAAAGUACUUAUCACAUUGGCAUCGAGAUCCAGGAAAUGUUUGGCAGUUAAGCGGUUAAAAGUGGUUGCUGACUUUCAGAGGAAUUUCCUUUAAAUGCUCUGAUGGGACGGGAUGCAUUAUUCAGAUUUAAUCAUUAAAAACAAUGACAAAGAUCCAUUUUAAUUGAUGAAAUAUUCAUUUAUGUGAUAGAACCCCAAUUAUACAGGAAGGUUUUUGUAAAAUAAAUUUAAGAUACCAUUCUUUUAGAAUUAUUUGAAAGUGUGCAAACUAAAUAAUAUCGCAGUUCUCAUUGUUAUCAGCAGAAAAUUAUAUCUUUUGCAGGGAACCUUCACCUGUUUUAUGGAAAUGAUUAGGAUCAGUAAAAUAAAUAGUUAGAAAUGUAAUUUCAUAUAGUUGCCUGUAUAUUUGGCUUUCUAUGCAGAGCACAGUCACUAUCUAAUAAUCUGUAAAUUGCUCUUUCUGCAGUAAUUUUAAAGUGGUGUGCAGUAAAGUCAUCUAGUGGUUGGCUCCAUAAUUACCUAGAUGCCUCAAACUGAAUAACCGUAGAUAUGCUUAUUCCCUCUCAUUUCAUUUCAGAGAAAAAAAAAAACCCAAAAGUAAUAAUUCCUAUGCCAUCAUUAUUUUAUGUCCAAAUACCCCAAACAGAGAAGUGCAUGUAGUCUGUUUCUUCAAAUAGGACUUCUGAAUACAGUACAGUUUUUAUUGUUCUUUCCAUAAUGACAACAACAAUAACCCUAACUCUAACCCUCAGAUUUAUUAAAUGCAUGAAGCUGUAUAAUAUUUAUAGUGGUGUGUGGGUGUGUAUGUGUGUGUAAAUUUGUAAAUUUGCCAUUAUGAUUAAUAAUAAUACUACCACAAAAAAACUGCCCAUUUCUGCAAUAAGUUUUACAUCAUUUUGUUUUAAACUAUGAGGCAUGUCACUUAAACUUUAAAAGAAGCAUUUAUUUAUUUAAUCUAACCAAGGAAGUCUCGAUGUCAGAACGAUGACACACUAACACUGAUGGUUCAUCAAGCUUAAAAAGCUCAGCGUGCGUUAGCUUGACAAAAUACACACGACAAUGCUCAAUACCAGCAACCGUACCAAGUAAUGAGUACACAGGACGGUAGUUUUACUUUUACAAGCAGUUGCUCUGGAGGGUAAAAUAAUAGAAUUGGCUGUAUUUAUCUGUGUUUAGCUGGCCGUUAGCUAAACCCUUACUGUUGCUACCUGCAAUUUAUAAUGAUAAUAGAGAAAGUUUUCAAACAGUGGGUCAUUGGCGUCACACUGGUAGAAAGCAGUGUUUUCUUGGCUGAAAUGACAGCUGACACUAACAUUUCUUUUAGCAACUGUAGCUAGCUGGCUAAUUAAGCUAGUGUUAGCUCCAUGAGGUGGUUGAAAACGCUGUCUCUAUCUGACUGCUUUGAAACAGGAAUGCUGUGGAAAAACAUGAAACCUGCAGUGCCGGACUUUUACAUAUAAAUGAACGUCUGUUACAAUUGAAGCUGUUGCCAAAUGAGUUCAAACUAUGAUGAAAAAAGCCUAUAACAGUCUUGUAAAUUUGUUUGUUUCCCACUAUAUCACCAGUGAACAAGUUCUAUUCUUAUCAUGUGCUCCUGAGCGUGUUCUCGGCAACAUACCUCAACAUUAAGAAAUCAGUGCUGGUGAUAUGUUCCUUUGUUGCUAUUUAAGUUUAACAACAAGGUUUAACACUGUGAUUCUUUCGCUUCAACCAUCAGUCAUUGGUUGUAAUAAUUCUGCCUCCAAAGAUUGUUUGUAAAAGCAAAAUUCAGAUGUGCAGUCAGCUUCAUCUGUGAGUAAAUGCACUGGCUUGUCAUUGAACACAUUUGCGAGCGUUUCAUCACCUUUUGGCACUGUGUCAGAAUGGACCAAAUGAGCAUUUUGCAGUGUGAUAAGCCAUAACUAAACCAUGAGGAUUUACUAUCCCUUAUGUGCCACGCAAUAAUGGCUGUGACGUUACUGACAUGCUGAAAUAUUAAUAAAUCACUGUGUCUGUUAGCUUUAGGAAGCAUGUCUUGCCCUGCAGAGUUACACAGCAGUAACUGUUUUUGAUUUUGAGUUAAAAUUGAUAGAAUUCAUAUAAAAGGUUCCGUUUAAUUACGUGCUACUAGUGGGCCUACAUCUGUUAAGAUGAAAGAUGGACUUUAAUGUCACUUUCCUGAGUUUUACUGCAAUUUGGUUUUAAAAUGCACCACAGGAUCCCAUAUGUAUGCCAUAUGUAUCCACACCAAUAGGGUCUGAAAACAAUAAAUGAUCAGACGUUAGAUAAUUUUAGUUUGUCACUUGUAUAGAUUUGAUUUUUAUUAUUAUUAUUAGGGUUGUUAUCAAGGUAUUUAUUAUUUAGGUUCAGAUAAAAUCUCUCAGUCAGCUGCUAAAAUAUCUGAUAUUUUUUGGUUGUCUCAAUUCAAACUGUUUACUACCUCAAGCUCUGCAGAAACUGACAAUAGAGUGGUAGUACUGGAAAAGAUUUUGUGAAAUGAGCAGAAUUUCAGAAAAUUCAUAGUUAAGAGCAUUUUCAUGCAAAGAGGGAAAAAAAUGGUGAGGAAAUUGCUCUUUCAGUCUGAAGGGAUUAGACUGACACAUGGACUGUAGCAAAACAACAGUGAGGAAGAGUCUGGAUCCAAGCACCAGCAGAUGGACAUAGAGUGUGUGUAGAUUUUGUGCUCAUUUCACAAAACUUUGUGAGACACAGUUGCAACUCUUCACCCCCAUCUUUCCUCUUUUCCCGUGAGUUCAGUUAAACAUGACAUGUAAUUUGUAGAAAAUGCAAUACUCUAGCUGUGUUUUUCUUUUAGUCACAACAUGGUUGAGUCACAGGCUCAGCUUCAGGUGUGUUGAAGUGAUUCAUAGCCUAAACAUUAAAUGCUAAACUGAAUAUGCAGCCACAGAGACUUGCCAUUAAGUACAGCUAAUACUGCAAGGAAGAUCAAGUCCACUUAAACGUGCUGUUGUAAAUGAGAGACAAAAUGUCAAUGCACGGGUUUAUUUGCCUUUCAGUCCACUGUGUCCCUGCCUCUCUGCUGAAUGGUGGAUUGUAAUUGUAUGGUAUUUAAAGUGUAAGUAACAUUCUGUAUAUUGGUGUAAAUGUGGCAUGAAAAAAGACCCCCCUCCUCGUGUGCCUCAGGUGUGUAAAUUCGGUCGUUACGUGAUCUUAAUGUCUGGCUGCUUAUUUGUGAGAAGUGUGAUGCAUCUCGUGUGUUUCUGUAAUUUAUUGGUAUUAAGAUUAUUUUGCUUUCUGUAUUUUUGUUCUUCAGUCUGAAAAGAUUUCUGUUAUUAAAAGUAACAAAUUUUAUUAUACCUGUGGUCGUGAAUUCCAGUUUCUAUCAGUCAUCCGCAGAGCUCCUCGUGAGAGCAUUUGAAUGUUUUUCUCCAUUUAUGGUCACUGUAGCAGAAGUCCUGGCUCUUACUGUACUUUUAAAAAGUCCUGCUUGAAACACGCAACUUUCAGAAUAUGUGAUGAUAAUCCCAAAAUCCCUUCAUGUUGGAUUACUACCAUAUUUUAUUCCUCUUGGCAUGAAGCGUGGGGUGUUAAAAGCUGACUGGCAACACGAGGCUGCAGAAAGGGAAACCUGCCGGACUCUUUCAUCUGCUGCCCACUUCACGUCAAGCUUUCAAAUGAAUCGUGUUAGGUCCUAAUGUUACAGAGGUAAUAUGAAACACAUUCAGCCAUGAAUAUGUCACUGCACACACACGCACACAUUAUUACUUUUCAAACAAUGGCAUCAUCACUCAGAUAUUUCUCAGACGACUUCA